UCAGAAAAUAAAAUAGCCUGCAGGAGGAAGCAUCAAGGGAAAUAGGGAGAACUGGCCCUGUGGGACCUUUGAGAGUUCAUGGUUUAGGAUUUUUUUUUUCUUCCUCUUUGUCUCACUUCCUUUUAAGAUGAUUUAUGGCAAAUUAGGAUCGAGAAGUUGCUGGAAAGGCCCUCCGGACGUAGGGACCUCAGGAUGCUUGUAGAGGCUCAGGAGGGUGCAGGGAACUGUUGUGUUUCUGUGCAGGUGGGGGGCUUAGCUCCUGUGUCUCCCCCCCAGGACAGCAGAGCUGGCCAGCUCUCAUUCUGUACCAAGGUGUGCUAUGGCAUCGGUGGGAUGCCCAACCAGGUGGCCUCCAGCGCCACGGCCUUUUACCUUCAACUCUUCCUGCUUGAUGUGGCACAGAUCCCUGCUGCCCAGGUGUCACUUGUCCUGUUUGGAGGGAAGGUGUCUGGGGCAGCCGCCGACCCUGUGGCUGGGUUCUUCAUCAACCGAAGCAGUAGGACAGGGUCUGGACGACUCAUGCCCUGGGUGCUGGGCUGCGCGCCCUUCCUCGCCGUGGCCUACUUCCUCCUGUGGUUCCUGCCGCCCUUCAGCAGCCUGCGGGGCCUCUGGUACACGGCCUUCUACUGCCUGUUCCAGGCGCUGGCCACGUCCCAGCAGGUGCCGUACGCGGCGCUCACCAUGCGGCUGACCCCCUGCCCGAGGGAGCGGGACUCGGCCACCGCGUACCGGAUGACCAUGGAGAUGGCGGGGACGCUGAUGGGGGCGGCCGUCCACGGCCUGCUGGUGUCCGGCGCCCACCGGCCGCACCCGUGCGAGGACGCGGCGCCCCCCGGGCCGCUCGCCGUCUCCGCCGACGCGACUCGUCUCUACUCCAUUGCAGCCGCCGUGGUUGCUAUGAUGUACCCUGUGUGCAGUGGUUUGCUCUGCCUCGGGGUGAAGGAGCGAGCAGACUCCUCUGCCCCAGCCUCGGGCCAAGGCCUGAGCUUCCUGGCUGGGCUGGGCCUCACUGUCCGGCACCCGCCCUACCUGAAGCUGGUGAUCUCCUUCCUGUUCAUCUCAGCAGCCAUUCAGGUGGAGCAGAGCUACCUGGUCCUGUUCUGUACACAUGCCUCUAGGCUGCAUGAUCAUGUCCAGGGCGUGGUGCUAACCAUCCUGGUCUCGGCUGUGCUGAGCACCCCGCUGUGGGAGUGGGUUCUACAGCGAUUUGGGAAAAAGACGUCAGCCUUCGGGAUCUGUGUGAUGGUGCCUUUUGCAAUCCUGUUGGCUGCUGUACCCACAGCACCAGUGGCAUAUGUGGUGGCUUUUGUAUCUGGCCUGAGCAUUGCUGUGUCCUUGCUGCUACCCUGGUCCAUGCUUCCAGAUGUGGUGGAUGACUUCCAGCUGCAGCACCAGCACGGCCCAGGCCUGGAGACCAUCUUCUACUCCUCCUAUGUCUUCUUCACCAAGCUUUCCGGCGCAGGUGCCCUGGGCAUCUCCACGCUCAGCCUGGAGUUUGCAGGGUACGAGGCAGGAGCCUGCAAGCAGGCGGAACAGGUGGUGGUGACCCUCAAGGUCCUCAUCGGUGCCGUGCCCACCUGCAUGAUCCUCACCGGUCUGUGCAUCCUCAUGGCUGGCCCGGCCCCAAAGGUGCCCAGCCAGGACCCCUCGCGUCGGCUGAGCCUUCAGAGGAGGACCAGCUAUAGCCUCGCUUGAGGUCUGACCUUGUGUGGGCUGGAACAGCAGAAGCCAGCAUCUUCUGGCCUUGAAGUCCCUCUUCUUCUCAGUCCCUUAGCCCACCUACUUGGAAGGAUACAUGUGACCUGUCAUUUCUCCUGGGAUAUGGAGUCUUCAGUGACAUCCCCUGAAAGGGACUGGCCUGGGCUCCAGGAUCCUCACCUGCCAUUUCUUGCUUAUUGAACACAGACCCUGUCAGAUAGGCCUGUGCCCUGGACCACCCAGCUCCAGGUAACCCUGACGGGGAAAGCAUCCCAACAGCAACUGUUCCUGGGAAAAGGAAGCCCCAACAACCUGCUCACCUGACAGAGAGAUGCACAGACCUUUCGUUCCUCCUGACAGACACUCCAGCGGACAUCUGAGAGAGAGGCUGAUGGACACCACGUGAAUGGGCAGAGGACAAAUGGACAUGCUGGGGAUGACAUUGAGAGACACAGAUAGGGACAGAGACCAAGAGACCCCAGAGGGAGCAAAUGGGGACAGCAGAGGGUGAGGAGCCAAGCAGGGCACGAGAAGGGUUUCUCAGUCUAAACAUUUGUUCAUAUAAGCUGGCAACACUGUUUCUGGAAUCAGACACAGACUGAUACCAAGCCACCAAAGAUCAGUUAUUUUUUUUAAGAUCAAUUAUUUUUAUGAACAAAAGUUAUCUUUGUGGAAAUAUUUUUCUGAAAUUGUAUCUUAUAAAAGCACAAGAACCACAGUUUUCUAAAGGCUGUAUCUUUGGGGAAGAAAGACCCAUUGAAGUUUAUUUUUUCAAAAAAAUAUUAAAGGGUUUAUCUUCUAUUGAGUCUGUAAAAUAUGACUAGCCAGCACUCUAAUCCUACCUCCUGGGAAACUACCACCUGAGGAGGGACAGGGCAGGGUGCCUGAUGUCACUGUACCUGGCUAUGUCCCCUCAGCCAUACAUCCCUGACUCUGCAUUUCUUCAGACCAGAGAUGGCCACAUGGGAGGUGGGAUCCUUCUUUCCUUUGGAAGCAAUAAGCUGAGACUUUAGAGUAGCCCAGGGCAGCAGGCCACAGAGGCUUGUGUGGAUUAGGGCCUGCAGAGGGGUUGGGGGACCCAUGGGAGUUCUGAUCCCCAGGAUCUCCUAGAGAAGCCCAGAUGCCCAAAGAGGUGACCAGGAGGUAGAGACUUGCCCCUGCAUUUCUAUUCAGCCCCCUGCUCUGUCCCCACCAUGGGGUCAGCUCUCCUGACCCCACUGCCCAGGGACAGAGCAUGAGUGUGUGUGGAGGUAGUAUCUGACCAAGGAAACUUGAAAUGACUAGUAGCCAUUUAAAUGCUGACCACACAUUUUCAAAACUCCAUCCUCCCUUGGCUUAUGUGAUGCACCUGUCCCAUUCUCCUCCACCAUCUCUGGCCAUUCAUUUUCUGUAAAACUUUUACAUUGCUGCUUCUUCCUUUGAUGCUCUGUAGUCAUCUCAGGCUUCUUGGGGCCAUGUGAUCUCAUCUCAUGAUCACCUUUACACCUAUUUUUUUCUUUUUUAUUUAUUUUUGUCUUUUUAUUUUUUUUUAAGAUUUUAUUUAUUUAUUCAUAGACACACAGAGAGAGAGGCAGAGACACAGAGGGAGAAGCAGGCUCUAUGCAGGGAGCCCGAUGUGGGACUCGAUCCCGGGUCUCCAGGAUCCUACCUCAGGCUGCAGGCGGCUUAGACUCCCCCCGCCAAGUGCGGAGCCGGAUGCGGGGCUCAAUCCCACGACCCUGAGAUCAUAACCUGAGCUGAAAUCGAGAGUUGGAUGCUCAACAGACUGAGCUGGCCAGGCACCCCCAUACCUAUUUCUAACCCUGAGCUCUCUGCUGAACUUCAGAAGCCCAUCUGAAUGUUUUUCCAGUAGUUAAAAUAGCCUCUGUCUAAAGUGGAACUUACCGCCUCCCCACACUUGUUCAGUCUCCUGCAGUUCUGGUCAAUGAUGUCAGCACCUAUUGGGUCACCAUACCCAAACACUUGGUGUCUUCUUACUUUUCUCUCUUCCCAACUCACUGUACCGCUCUGUCCUCAUGCACAUCAAGUGUGGACCAAACAACGGGAGGAAAGCGUUACAGCUUGUAGGUUACUAUCACGUGCUAGAAGUUAUUUGGAAUCAGACAGAAAAUUGUAGCUCCAGAUAGGCUGGCUGUGGCUCCUAACACACAUGGAGAACUGACAGCUGCCUGCAAGGUGUCUCACGUGAAGGUGUGUCCAUUUCUGUCUCCUAAGGGACUCUGCUCAGCUGGGUUCAGUUUUCUGUGUUCACCAAGUGUUUCUUAAGGACAACAUUGGUGCAAUAAACAAGGAAACUCA
Molecule: messenger RNA, 3996 nt
Organism: Nyctereutes procyonoides (raccoon dog)
Lineage: Eukaryota; Metazoa; Chordata; Mammalia; Carnivora; Canidae
Gene: MFSD2B
Product: MFSD2 lysolipid transporter B, sphingolipid
Exons: 13
Coding region: 193-1695 (500 amino acids)
Biological process (GO): carbohydrate transport
Cellular component (GO): membrane
Molecular function (GO): sphingolipid intramembrane carrier activity; symporter activity
Source: RefSeq, a predicted model, not a curated record